Heteronotia binoei (common prickly gecko) is the source of this 2494-nucleotide messenger RNA. It is a transcript of the gene ARHGEF38, whose product is annotated as Rho guanine nucleotide exchange factor 38. Gene Ontology annotation, cellular component: cytoplasm. Gene Ontology annotation, molecular function: protein binding; guanyl-nucleotide exchange factor activity. The record is from RefSeq and is a predicted model, not a curated record. The transcript is spliced from 13 exons. Lineage: Eukaryota; Metazoa; Chordata; Lepidosauria; Squamata; Gekkonidae. The coding region runs from base 188 to 2473 and encodes 761 amino acids.
GGCAGUCAGGUGAGCCAGGUAAAGAGGAACUUGUGCAGGUCUUUGAAAGAGAGCGCUGAUGAGUGCACAGAGGCUGUUGCACUCACCCAAGCAACAAGCAGGCUAAACACAGCAUCUCUCAAGGGAAUCGGAGCAAGGCUUGUCCUGAAGCAAGGUGGGUGAGAGAGGGUCCUCUCCUUAUCUGAAAAUGGAAACCAAAGAUGCCACGGGGAAAGGAACGGUGAGCCCCAAGAAAAAGAACCUGACCUUCUUAAAGCAGCGGCUGUACAUGUUGGAGAGGAGGAAGACAGACACCAUUGUCGAGAAGAAUGUUUCUGGGGAUCACAACAGCUCAGGAACUCUGAGGAGAAGCCAAUCUGACAGGAGUGAAUACAGCCAGAAAUUACAAGAAAAGAUGGCACCUCAAGCAGGGUCCUCAGGGUCAGUCGGCUCUCCACUGGAAACUGAGGAGCAACUGAACAGGCGGAUGAUGGCCAGAAGGCAGAAGAUAAUUGCUGAAAUGGUGCAGACAGAAAGAGAUUAUUGUCAUGAUCUGGAUCUCUGCAUCAGAACAGUGGUUGAGCCCUUAAGAAGAAUGCAGCUAUGUAUAGUCACCCUAGAUGCCAUUAUUGGACUUGAUUUCUUGCUUGCACUUUUAUCAGGGGGAGUGUUCUUGCAGAUUAAAGACUUGCUAGAAGACACAUACAAGAUCUACUGUUACCACCAUGAUGAUGCACACAUCUUGCUGGAGUCCUAUGAAAAGGAUGAAGAGCUGAAGCAAUGUUUAAGGGACUGCUUACAAUCUUUAAAAAAGAUAUAUGAAGAAGGGGGGAAACCCAACCUACUGGACAUGGGAUCUCUGAUGAUCAAACCAAUACAGCGUGUGAUGAAAUAUCCUUUGUUACUAUGUGAGCUUUUGAAUUCAACACCCAUGUCCCACCCAGACCAUGAAGCUCUGCAGGAGGCACUGGUGGCUGUGAAAGACAUGAAUAUGAACAUCAACGAACUUAAAAGAAGGAAGGAUUUAGUCCUGAAGUAUAAGAAGAUUGAUGAAGACGAAUCGCUGAAAGAGAAAUUUUCAAGGCUGAAUAUUCACUCCAUUAGUAAAAAGUCCAAGAGAGUCACAAGUCACCUGAAAAUCCUGACCGGUGGAGAACCUCAGGUGAAAGAUGAAAUUUUUAAUAAGGAAGAAAAGCUGUUUAGAAGUUUAGAAAAGACUGUGAAACUCUGUGUGAAGAAUAUUUCAUUGUCUUCACAGCAUCUGGCGGAGUUGACACACCUAGCUGCUCAGAAUGCAACUGAUCUUCAGGAUAUUCUACAUGAGAGAGAGGAUUCCGACUCUUUGAGCACAUUAACGAAUGCUGAAAACCCCUAUGACAGAUUUGCAAGUGAGCUAGACAAAAUGGUUUUGACUCCACUGUUACUGUUGCAAGUCCUGUUUCCAGGACCUCAGAAGCUAAUUGAAAAACGUUAUGAUAAACUGCUGGACUAUCAUGGCUACCACCAAAAGGCUGCAGGGGAUGAGAUGGAUCUGGCCAGAAAAGAGUAUGAAGCUCUCAAUGCUCAGCUGGUGGAGGAGCUUCAGAGGUUCAAUGAGGCAGCUAAGAAAAUUGUGACAAAUUGCCUGUGCAGCUUCAUCAUUCUCCUGAGAGAUCUGAUGUCAUCAGCCUUGCAAGCCUGUUCCACUGGAGAAUCUCCUGAGCAUCUCUCUUGUCAAGAUAUCAUUGAAGUUCAGCAUCAAGUGCUGGAAGAGGUGCACAAUCUGAAUUUUGUUAAAGAAAGUAACAGCACAACUUUUCUUGAGAGGAAGCUGAGCUUUGAAAAGAAGAAACUCAUAUCUCCACAGAUUGAAUCUCCACGUCAGACCGAAAGCUACAGGUCAAUCAUCUUGUCUACAUACAAUUUGGAUUUGGUGUACCAAGCCAAGCGCAAAUGCAAUGCCACUCAGGAGCAUGAUAUUGAUCUAUAUGAAGGAGAAGUGGUGGCUGUUGUGGAGCAAAAGGAUCCUUUUGGAAGCACAAGUAGAUGGCUUGUUGACGCUGGAAUUUCAAAAGGAUAUGUUUAUUCCUCCUUCUUGAAACCCUACAAUCCAGCAAAGGCGCAAAAGGAUGCUGGGGAAGCCGGUUUUUGUGAUGGUGACUUUGAUAACAUCAGCCUCUUUGUCUCUUCCCGGCAAAUGGAGAAUGGCUGCACCAAAACUGCAGGACAUAAGAGAAGUGACAGCGGCUCUUCCUGUAAUAGCCUAUGUGAAAAGCCUGUAGUUAAUGGAACAAAGACUGAUAGUAUCUACGAAGUGGAUGACCAACAUACUUUUUAUGCAGUUCAUGCAUUUCAAGCCAGGAGUCACCAGGAACUCAGCCUUCAGGAGUAUCAGCGGGUUCGGAUCCUUCGGUUUUCUGAUCUGAGUGGCAAUAAGGAGUGGUGGCUAGCUGAAGCAAAAGGACAAAGGGGAUAUGUGCCAGCUAGUUACCUUGGGAAGAUGACAUAUGCAUAAUGAACCACAUCAUAAAAACAU